UGACCCUUGCAGCAGGAAUGCAGCAGGAAUCGAAAAGGCCAGGCCUCGUCCACGGCCUCAAGCGGCUCGCCAGGCUCGGCCUGAGCAAGGAAAUAACCGACUCUGCCGACUCUUUGCUCAAAACAGAGGAUUGGUCUAGUGAUCAUUUUUUUAAUGUAAUCCAAGUGCUAUCUCAACAUAUAAAACAAUUUGAACACACAAUUUCAAUAUUGAACUGUGUGCCACAACUCAAGAUCGACAUUGUUUUGCAUGCGAUUGACAAUGAAAAGGACUUUAGGAUUAAGUACAUCCUUCUGGCAAAACUCUUCUACACCCAGAAAGAUCUGGUCCAGAGCUGCUUGAUCCAUUUCGAUUCGGACAAGCCUCCUUGGUCAUAUCUGGAAAUGCAGCCGAAAAUUCCAAAGAAACAAAAACUCCCAUUGCCCAAAGUGAUAGUCACCGAGUUAGAGAUGGUCGAGUGUUGCUGGGAGCUUCUCCGUUCCUCUUUUGUACAUUUCAAAGACAAAUGGAACUGGUCGGAAUUUUUGGCAACCUACCUGAAUCACUCCGACCACCAGAUAAUAUGGGUUGCAUGUCAGUGUGCUUCAAAGUUGUUAGGAAUGGAUGAAAUAAUUUCUAUAUACUUAACCGAAGAAGAGGAUAAAAUGUAUAGUCUGAUGUAUUCUAAAAAGUUUUCGGAUUAUGACUUUUUAUUCGAUGACUGUAUCGAAACAGAUUCAAAAUGUAUAGAAAACAUGGAUAUAGAAGUAAAUGCUACUACGAAGAAUAAUGUCAAUGUUGGUGGAAUAUCUUUACCAGUUUGUAACUCCAGUAAUCAGGAUACAACAGGUUGUUUAGUUCCUGUUCCGUCAACAUGUGUCAAUUUGAAAAACAUUGCAUUGGGCAUAUCAGCAUCAAAGGCCGUCUGCCUUUUUGGACCAGUUGGCAGUGGAAAAUCAGCUUUGAUCGAACACCUUGCUAAAAUUACAGGAAGAACAAAAAAUGUUGAAUUAUUAAAAGUUCAACUUGGAGAAGAAACUGACUCGAAACUUCUACUUGGAACUUACAAAUCCACUGAUCUGCCAGGUGAAUUCAUUUGGGAAUCGGGAGUGCUGACAAAGGCUAUUUUGGGCGGACAUUGGCUUCUGAUUGAAGAUAUAGAAAGUGCGUCAAGCGAUAUUGCCGCUCUUUUGGCUGGUCUUCUUGAAAACAACGUUGUCAACAUCCCUGGAUUCAGGGAUAAUGUCAGAGUCGCACCUGGUUUUCAACUUUUCAUGACUCAUAGACUGUUUCCCGGACUUCAUACACACCAUAAGAAGCAGACAGCAGCGAUGGAACUUCUUGAGAAAUAUUGGCUUCAAGUCAACAUCGAGUCGCUUACUUUCGAUGAACUUGUUCAUGUUAUCCAAACAAAGUUUCCAGUUUUAAAGACAGUAGCAAGUAGAAUGGUCAAAGUAUACACGAUGUUUACUACUGGAGGUCAGGAAUCGAUUACAAAUGAAAUUUUGAGUAGACAAAUUGGUAGAAGAUUGAUUUCUGUCAGGGAUUUAAUGAAGUGGUGUGCAAGGGCUGAAAAUGAUUUUGACGUCGCUUCACAAGAGUCUGCACUGAAAGUAUUACAAGAUGCCAUUGACCUCUUCUGUUGCAGUUUUAACGAUUCAGCUGUUAGAUUGGACCUGGCUUGUAAUGUUGCCGCUUGCCUCGGAAUAGUCAAAACCAAGGCUGAAUAUUUCUGUAAUCUUUACAAGCCGAACAUCACACUUUCUAGUAGUGCAUGCCUUGCCGGGAGAGCCGUCCUUCAACGGCUGAAGGAUGUAGAUCAAGCCACUCUCUCAAAGCACAAGUAUGAGCAACAAAUUAAAUUUGCCUAUACGAGAGAAUCUUCGUGCUUAAUCGAAAGAAUCGGGGUCUGCUUGUCCCUCAACGAACCUGUACUUUUGGUCGGUGAAACGGGCACAGGUAAAACAUCAACUUUACAGCUCUUGGCCCAAAAGACAGGGAACAAACUCGUUGUUAUAAACAUGAACCAACAAAGUGAUAGCUCUGAUUUACUUGGAGGGUACAAACCUGUAGAUAUAAAACAUAUAGUUACACCUUUAAGGGAAGAAUUUGAGAGUUUAUUCAGGUCGUUUUUUAACGUGAAAGAAAAUAUAAAAUUUCUAGAAAACAUUUCUGUCUGCAUUUCAAAACGGAUGUGGCUUACACUGCUUAAACUGAUGUCGCAUAGCCAAACAGCUGCAGUUAGGCGUUUGCUCGAAGGGCAAAAGAAAGACGAGGACACACUGGCCAAAUGGAAAGUCCUCGGUGAUAAGAUUUUCAGACUCAAGAGUCAACUUGAGAAGAACAAAAGCCUCAUGGCAUUUUCAUUCAUUGAAGGCUCUCUUGUAAAAGCACUUAAACAAGGGCAUUGGGUUUUAUUGGAUGAGAUUAAUCUUGCAUCUGCCGAGACUCUUCAGUGUUUAUCCGGUUUGCUGGAAGGAAGUUCUGGCUCUGUGUCACUGUUGGAGAGAGGCGAUGUUGUCGAGGUCAAACGAAAUCCUGGUUUCCGCCUUCUAGCAGCUAUGAACCCCGCUACAGACUUUGGAAAGAAAGACUUACCUUUGGGUAUCAGAAAUAGAUUUACUGAACUUUUUGUGAAUGAGCAUACUGAGAGGAGUGAUUUAGCACUACUUGUGCAAUGCUAUUUGCCAAAUUUGCCCAAGCCGAUAAUCACUUCUGUCGUCCAGUUUUAUAUCGAUGUGAAGAAAAAAGCAGUAGAGGUUCUUUCAGACUCUAAUGGCCAAAAACCGCUUUACAGUUUAAGGACGUUGUGUCGAGGUUUGACUAUUGCAUCUGAAAACAAAUGUGGAAGUAUGAAAAGAUCCCUUUAUGAAGCGUUAUGUUUGAGCUUUUUAACACAAUUAAAUGCUCAGUCUCACAACUCUGUUAAGAAUAUGAUAGCUGAGAGUGUAUUGGAUAAAAACGACAUGAAAAGCAUACUGACACAACCGAUUCAAGAGCCUGCUCCGCCCAACAGCCAUAUUCGUUUUGAAGGCUAUUGGGUGAUAAAGGGCCCGUUCAAAUCAAAAAUCUCCAAGAAGUAUUUGCUGACACCCAGUGUGAGAAAAAAUUUAUGUGACAUUGCACGGUGUGUUUCGCUUUCAAAUCACCCAAUACUUAUCCAAGGAGAAACGUCAGUCGGGAAGACCUCCCUGAUCACAUACCUCGCAGAAUCGUCGGGCCACAAGUGUUUUAGAAUAAACAACCACCAGCAUACAGACUUGCAGGAAUAUGUCGGCUCGUACUGUGCAGACGCUGUUUCAGGAAAUCUUGUUUUUAGAGAAGGUGUUCUGGUCGAGGCUAUGAGAAAUGGCCAUUGGAUUAUCCUCGACGAGUUGAAUCUAGCUCCUAGUGAGGUUCUAGAAGCUUUAAAUCGAGUCCUUGAUGACAAUCGGGAGCUUUUCAUAGCAGAGACUCAAAAAACGGUCAAAGCUCAUCCAAAUUUCAGACUGUUUGCUACUCAAAAUCCCCCUGGGCUGUAUGGAGGUAGAAAAAUGCUGUCUAGGGCAUUUCGCAAUAGAUUCGUUGAGCUGCAUUUUGAUGAAAUCCCUGCCCCCGAACUUGUCAGUAUUUUGCAACACAGGUGCGACAUGCCUGAAUCUUACGCAAAGAAGCUUGUAGCUGUCAUGUCGGAUCUACAGAUCAGAAGAAAAGGGUCUGCAGCUUUUGCUGGAAAACAUGGCUUCAUCACUCUUAGGGAACUUUUCCGUUGGGGUGAAAGAUAUAGGUUGGCAAGUGAUGUUGAAAAACAUAAAUAUUAUGACUGGGAUCAACACAUUGCAGAUGAAGGGUUUUUAGUACUUGCUGGAAGAGUAAGAAAAAAAGACGAAAGCGAGAUUAUAAGACAAGUAAUUGAAAAACACAUCAAAAGAACUGUUCAUCUGGAAAAAUUAUUUACUUUAAAUAAAGACACUUCACCAGUAACUAAGCCAGUUUUAGAACAAAUAUUAAAUUCUGAACUUCCUGAUGGCUUCAAGCACAUAGUUUGGACUUACAAUAUAAGAAAGCUUGCCGUUUUAGUUGGCAAAGCACUACAAUUUUGUGAACCGAUUCUGCUCGUUGGAGGAACAGGCUGCGGAAAAACAAGUGUAUGUCAGUUGCUUGCGGCUAUUAACAACCAACAGCUUUUUUCACUGAAUUGUCACCAAAACUCAGAAAGCUCUGAUUUUCUCGGUGGGCUGAGACCCGUCAGAGACAAGGUUGAGAGUAAAGGUAAAAUAUUUGAAUGGGUCGACGGUCCUCUCAUUCUAUCGAUGAAGAGUGGUAAUUUAUUCCUUGCUGAUGAGAUCUCCCUUGCUGACGAUAGCGUUCUUGAAAGGCUCAACUCUCUUCUCGAACCGGAGAGGAAACUACUUGUGAGUGAGAAAGGGUCAGGGGAUGAGGUGGAGAUCACGGCCGACAGUCGGUUUCGUUUCGUCGGCACAAUGAACCCUGGAGGGGAUUUCGGUAAAAAAGAACUAUCGCCUGCACUUAGAAACAGGCUCACUGAAAUAUGGUGUGAACCGCCAAUCUCAGAUGAAGAUCUCAUCUCGAUAAUAGAGCACAAUGUUAGUCAAGGAUUAUCGCUUGCUAAUCAACAAGACGGAAGCUCUGGAAUUGGGAAAGCAAUGGUUCAGUUUAUUAACAAAUUCAAAAAAACUCAAAUAGCAACAAGGAUUGUAAUCAGCGUGAGAGAUAUUUUGACAUGGGUGAACUUUAUAAACUUGGUGUCAAGUCAUAAUGGACUUGAUGUUGCCACUGCUUACAUCCAUGGUGCUUUUCUAACGUUUUUAGAUGGAAUCGGAACUGCGACAACUGCAGUGGAAAAUGCGGAGAUCAUUUCUUUAUAUAAAACUGAUUUUGAGAAUAUCCUUCUGGAACAAGUGAAAAGCUUAACUGGGAUUCGCUCACAUCCUUUCGACAAAAAUUUGGUUGUAUCAGAUAUGGAAAAGGCUUUCGGAAUAAACCCAUUUUUUAUCAGGAAAGGACCUCAUCCAAUUCAAAAAACAGACUUCCUUUUCGAAGCUCCUACAACAUGUUUAAAUACACUACGAUUAAUAAGAUCAUUGCAAAUCCCAUCUAGGGCUAUUUUACUUGAAGGAAGCCCAGGAGUGGGAAAGACAUCUGUAGUCGUUGCUUUAGCAAAAGCUACUGGAUAUAAGGUAACAAGAAUAAAUUUAUCAGAGCAGACUGACAUUUCAGACCUGUUUGGAGCAGACCUACCCGUGGAAGGUGCCCCUGGAGGCACGUUUGCAUGGAGGGAUGGGCCAUUUUUAAAAGCACUCAAAGAAGGCCAUUGGAUUCUUCUUGAUGAAUUAAAUCUUGCAUCACAAUCAGUUGUCGAAGGCCUUAACAGUGUUCUUGAUCACCGUGGUGAAGUUUUUAUACCUGAAUUAGGCAAAACGUUCAAGCUCCAAACAGAAACGACCCGCCUGUUUGGCUGUCAAAAUCCUCAGAGGGAAGGAGGUGGUAGAAAAGGCUUACCACAGUCUUUCCUUAAUAGAUUUACUCAGGUUUACAUGGAGAGCCUUUCAAAGGAAGAUUACAAACUCAUCCUCCAUGGGCUGUAUCCAAAAAUUGAGGAGAGCCUAAUAGAAAAAGUUGUGGAGUUUAACAUCAGGCUAAAUUCCAAAACAACAGAAGUAUGGCAAUUCCAUAAUGGCCCUUGGGAAUGGAACCUGAGAGACCUGAUAUAUUGGAUGGAAACGAUGAAGAACGACGACCCUGGCACAUUUGUAACUUCGAUAUUCAUUGACCGGCUAAGAAGAAAGGAGGAUCGAAAUAAAGUUGUAAAUCUAUAUAAAGAAAUAUUUGAACCGGAAUUUCCCAUCUAUGACAAAGCACCUCCGAUUGUUUUGACCCAAGACAAAGUGAUAUUCGGUGAACUAGUUCUACAGAGAAGAUGCCAGACGCAAAAUCCUGUUCAUUUUACCGUAGACAAGAACAACCAACUUCUGAUCUUGAGGAAUCAGCUUUCACUGUUAAGGUCUCUCGCUCUGUGUGUGAAGAUGGGAUGGCUUGCUAUAUUGGUUGGAGAAAGUUGCAGUGGGAAGUCUUGCAGUAUAUACACACUAGCUCAUCUUCUAGGCCAAAAGGUCUACACAAUACCGAUCAGCUCUACAACAGAUACGGCUGAGCUCCUUGGAGGUUUUGAACAGACCGACUACGGACGUCAUUUGGACUUACUCAGCCAGCAGAUUGAGAAUGUCGUUUUCUCCACGGCGCAAAAGAAGUUAUCCGAUCGAAAGGUGGAAGAAGCGUGCCAGCUUCUCGACUCCUGGUACAAAUACGUGUUAUCCUCCCAUAUCGGUGACGCCCAGGAGAUGACGCUUGUCAAAGCGCAGGCAGCGUUUAAUCAAAGGGUGGGAUUGAUCUCGGAAAUCCUAUCAAAACUGCCGCCGAAAAAUGGCAAAGUUCUCAAUGCUAAGUUGAACGCUCUUAAGAAAAACGUGGCUGCCAACGGGCUCAAAGCUGGAGGGUCUUUUGAGUGGGUCGACAGCGUUCUUGUAAAGUGUCUGGAGGAGGGAAAUUGGCUGAUUGUGGAUAACGUCAAUCUGUGCAGUGGGGCUGUCCUAGAUAGAUUGAACGGUCUCCUAGAACGUGAUGGCGUUCUGACCCUGAGUGAAAGGGGUGUCGGGCCCGAAGGUGAAGUCGUCAUAAAGCCCCAUCCCAAUUUCAAGCUCUUCUUCACAAUGGACCCAAAGCAUGGGCACAUAUCCAGAGCAAUGAGAAAUCGUGGGAUAGAGAUUUACGUUGAUUCCCCUUCUAUAAAAUCAUUGAACCCUUUGGAUCUUGACUGUAUGCUCAGUUCCCUCGGUGUGGGUUCUUUCAAACACAAGAAAGCCUUGAUUCACAUUCACAACAGGAUUGCGGAUGAGUCACAAGGUAUUGAACAACCAUGUGUAAAUCACUUGUUGAGCGCUACGUUUCUGGCUGUCCAGUACUGGAGCCGAGGCAGCUCUCUGUCUUCAUCUGUGAAAAAUGCUUUUGUAGAAAUAUACAUUAAGUCAAGAACAUUGACAAAUGAGAAUUUACUUAAUCAAAAUGAAGCGUUAUUGAAAGCUGUUGGAGAAGUAAAGCAAGACCUCGAAGAAACUGGUUGCAGCACAGCUGAUUCCUUCAGGCCCGAAAUAAAAACUUUAUCGACCUUUGCAGUCCAAGAAAAUAUUGUAUUGUCAACAUUGAAACAUCAAGGGUCGUUUCUCUAUGGUGUGCUAAAACUCUUGGAAAAUAUUGCAAAGUCAAAACAACUCUCUAAAAAUAUAUCUUCCUACCAUUUGUCAAACAUAGUCGGAUAUGACCUAUCGUCCUUAAAUGACAAACAUUUACAACAUUUGGAAUAUAAAAUUCUCGAUACUCUCCCUUUCAUAAUUAUAUCGUUUUACAAUCAUGCGUCUUGUAAUGAUAUCUCAUACAGGCAUCAAUGGCUAGUUGAUGUCAUACAAAACAUGACCAAGACUCCAAUCACAAAAAACAUUUGUGAAAAAAUAAUUCAUAUAUCAAAAACUGUCAUUGAUGUUCUUGGAAGUGAUAUUAUUGACUCGGGAUUACCCUGGGAUGAAAGACAAUAUUCGAGAAAGUUGUUGAAUAAAAAAGACUGGUCUUGGGAGAACAAAACGAACAUUUUGAUCUGUUAUCAAGUAGUGUUAACUUGCAAUUCGAUGGAAUUGGAACUACAUGACAAAAAAAUCAACUGGCGGUCGAUAACAAUUCUCCAGUAUUCUAAUGCUGUCAAAAAAGGCAUUAUAUCAAACUUGCCUAUGAAGCAAACCAUAAUUUGUGAAAUCCAGCCAUUCCUCACUGAAUUCGAUAAAGUUGUAAAAUGCAUUCUGACGUCAAAGUACACAGAUUUAAAUACGGAUCAAGCGUGUCAGUGGCUUUACAAUGUCGCAUGGAAAUUCCGCUUUGCCAACAUCACAAACAGGCGCCUUUUCUCAGGGAAAGAGAACAUCAUGACGAACAUACCUCCCGUCUCAGAAGAAUCUGUCAUGCUCGUGAUCCUGCACUACAAAUGGUUCAGAAAGCACACAAUGCCAUUGCUGCUUGAAAUGGUGCAGAAACACUCUUCAUUGAAAGAAAAAGCACUCCCUUUGAUCAAACUCAUCGACAAAAUUGACGAAUCUAUUGAAAUAGGAAAGAUUCAUCUAGUCCCACUGACGAGAAAGUUCACAAGACUCAUGAAACCGCCUUUACCAUUGCGAUCCACUGAACAAUGCGACUAUAAUAAAAAACUUCACAAGUUUUAUAAUUCUGUGGAGUUUUGGAAGCCUGUUGUUCAAAACAUUUCUGCAUUCAGAAGAGACACUCAUUUUCUUGCUUCUGGAGAAGGGAAGCAAAUGAGGAAUAAAUUAAUAAAGUGCAGCGAAUUUGUAUUUCUUGAUAAAAUCCUGCCACGAGCUGAAGAAACAUUCCAAGAAGUUGAAAAAUCAUUAUCCUGCCGUGCUGAGAAGGAAGUUGGUCUUGAUGAGCUGGCUGUCAUCAAAAUGUGGCCCUUUCAGGAAGUUGUGUCUCUCCAGCUGAACACUGCUCUACGACUCUACUUAAGCGGCUUUUCUGAUAAUUUCUUCCGACUCGUUUCAAGUUCUACUGUAAACUGGCUUGAAAACCUGUCAUCAACUUGUCCAAUCGCUACUGGAAUCGUAAGGUCUGUGCUUUCGGGCUACGACUUGAAGGAGAAGACGCAACAGGCCCAGCUGCUCUUCCUACUCACAAGACAGAUGAACAAUUCACGCACUAUUAGAAACCCUGUUCUUUAUCUUAAAUGGGAUGAAUUUCAAAAUGUCGAAGAUGAUUUUUUCAACGAUCAGGAUGAUAUCACAUUGAACUCACCACAUUAUUCACUAUUCCUGGGCAAUUUAAUAUCAUCUAUGUCAGAGAAUUCAAUGACAUUUGCCCUCAGAUCACAUAAAAUCACAAAAAACAUGAUCAAUUUUAUGAAAAGUAUGCUGUGGAGGAAUUUACCUGCUAUAUUUUCCCAAAUUUUGGACGUUGAAAAAAAUGAGGUGAAAUGUUUAAAUCACUGCUUUAGACUCUUAAUGGUUUAUCUUAAGAAAUCAAUUCUUAAUGAAGAUUCGAGUGAAGAGGAUUUCAGUAGUUCAAAAAUAACAGAUGAAAUCAUCAAGAACUUAUCCAAGCUUUCAUUCCACGAUUCAGAUAGAUUGAAAGGUCUUCACAGUGUGGACCAAAGUCAUAAAGAAAUCAUAACAUCCCUUGUUAGGACCUUACGGUGCCUUACCGGUACGAUAGCCGUCCUUAAUGAAUCUGAAGACGGGUUGGAAAAAGGUAUUUUAAUCGGAAAAGGAUGGGCUCUUCUUGGCCUUGCCCACAUUUUACUUUUUUCAAAUAUGGAAACUGUCGACCCUGUACAGAAAAAAUCAUUAAAGAGGCAGUACGCCCUUGAAGAGUUUAGGGAGUUGAAAAUGUAUCUGUGUACUGAAUCGCUUAACAAGGCAAUACUCGGAGAUAUGAAUAACUGGCCUUUCAAACAAUCACACGAAGCUAGAAUUAAAUAUCUAGAAGAUAAAAGUGAACAUUUAGGGAAAGCAGUUGCCGUUCGGCCUUGCCCGUCUCUUUACAACAAUAUAGUAAAGGAAAUUCAAAAUUUAGGGAAUUAUCUCUUAUCGGGAGAGAACUUCCUGCCCAUGCUAGAAAAAUUGGGAGUUGAAGCAAGCGAAAAAGAAAGUAUCGCUUUAACCACCAAAAGCUGGCUUUUGUCAGUCAGGACUUUUCAUGAAAAACUUUAUAAAGACUAUUAUUCGACUUAUCCUGAUAUUGUAACACCACAUCUUCUCGCAUCAUCACAGCUCAUUUACGGAUUGGAAGCAGUGACGAAUCAUAUGAUAAAAGGAUCCAUUGAUAAAAAGUUUAACUUGUUCUCUGAUACCAUACAUGAAAUCAUGGUGCGCCUUGGUACUUUCCCGAUUGACAGCACUGAUGCUACAGUCGAGCUCAUAAAGACGUAUACAUCAGAUUACAUGAUGAUCCUGCUUGACAAAUGUGCAGAACGCUGUAAUAAACAAAAUAAAACCAACUACAAGCUGAGGUUGGCAAAAAUUUGUGUAAGGUUGGUUAGGAGCAUUAACAAAACAGACUCUGUACAGUCUGUUCAUGAGAUACUUUUCCAAGUGCUUGAUUUUGUUGUUCAUUCAUGGCACAAGCUGCAGGAAGACGCUAAAAUAAAAAAAGCCCAGGAGCAAAGCAUUUACAUCAAUAAGUUGACACCACUUCAAAUUGAAGAAGAAGAGACAAAAAGAAGUGUCCAAGAGAUGUUCCCAACUCACCUGGAAAGAGAUUUUGGUGAUCUCGAGGAGCAGAAAUCUCUCGAAGAUCCUGUUCCAUCUAGAAUGGAAGUCUGUCAAGAUAAGAGCGACGAACAGUUCACAAUCGACAUGCAAGACAUCAAAGAAAUCUGCUUGCUCCAUUCUCAAAUAGUCUCAACAUUUAAAAACACGCCAUGGGCCUUGAAAGUGGAUGAAAAUGACGAUGACAACAAUAAACAGCUACUUCUUGAGAGAAUGGACAUAUUUUCAUAUUUGAUAAACGGAUGGCAUCCAGCUUGCAACAUAAGCCUCGACACUUCUUCAAUUUCUGCACUUAUAACUGCCGCAAAUUUACCUCUGCUCGACACAACAGAGCGAACACUUGGCCGGACGUACAACUUUUACAAGGAUUCGAAUAUCGAUGAGGCAAAACUUUGUAUCUCCUUGAUGAACGCAAUUCUGAAUAAAGUGGCAGAACUUUUGGAUGAGUGGAAUGAACAUCCAACACUGAAUCAGAUUAAAAUUGUCGUUGAAAGAGUGAUAGGGUUUGAAAUGACAAGCCCUUUGUCACGGUUUCUCACUGGACUUGAACUGCUUCUGACAAAAUUGCACGAAUGGGAGGAAAAUGCUCAUUCAAAAGUCUCGUUGGCGUCUCAUGCAACCAGUCUGACACACCAGAUCAUUUCAUGGAGAAAACUGGAACUGUCUGCAUGGAAAGGUGCACUUGCAUCUACUAUGACAAAAAUCCAAGAGGAAAGCAGUAAAUGGUGGUUUCAUCUUUAUUCUCUCAUUUCUUCUUUUGUCAAUUCUGGAAGUGAAGAGAAUUCAUUAGAACAGUUUGUGAGCUCACUGCAACAAUUUAUGGAGACAAGUUCACUCGGGGAGUACUCGGCUAGACUGAAGCUUCUUCUUACAUUCCAUUUGCACUGUUUGUUCUUGCCGAAGUCGACUAGACAGCAAUUGGCAGUAAAUGUGUUAUGGAACUUGCACAAUUUUUAUAAGCUUUUCGAUGAACACGUGGCGAAAAAGGUGAAAGAGUUGUCAAUCCCGAUUGAAAAGAAGCUUAAGGAUUUCGUGAAGAUAGCCAGGUGGAACGACAUUAACUAUUGGUCAGUAAAAGCGGCUGUCGAAAAGACGCACAACACUAUUCACAAACAUGUCAAAGAAUUUGAGAAAAUGCUUAAAGAUCCUGCCAACACAGCAAUGGUCAAAUUAUCAGAGCUGAGAAACAUUUCAGAAAUGACCUUCCCAAAAUUUGAUGAGAAAAAUUACAUUUCUGAUAUCAACGUCUUGGAAAAUUACAAAGACGAGGACAAGACAGAGCUACUGAAGCACUUGGAAACCCUUUCUCGAAAGUGCAGGCGCCUCUCUAAACAGACUAUUUCUAAAUGCACUUAUUUAAAACUUCUUGAAAACCUGUCUUUCUUUGUGUCUGACGUAUUGGAAAGUGGAAAGUUAAUUAAUGAAUUUGAUCUCGAUUCAUCGCUCCCUGAAGACAAAAGGAAAUCCGCAGCGAAAGCCUUGCUUCAAAGGAAAAGAAAAGCGGUGUCAGACUUGUUUCGAACAUUGACACAGUUGGGUCUUGCAUAUAGAUCCGGACUGUUAAUGUAUGAAAAGAAAAAUAUAGAAUUUUCAACACAGAUGCCUAUAAACAUAAAGUGCUCCUUACAGCAAAUAAAUCCUUGCAACAGCGAUAAAGAUUUACUAUCAUCCUGGAGUCACACAGAGGAGAUUUUUCUGACAUGUGUAGCACAAUCCGCACAGUUGAAAGUAGUCCUGGAAAAACCGCAUAAAGACCUCGGCCCACAAGUUACUGAACGGAUAAAAGGAUUCAUAUCUCAUUUCUUGAAACUGUUGCAAGAUGUGAAAGAAUCCAUCAUAAAGAACUUUGAAAAGCUUAUGUUGUUAAGAUGUCAGCUUGCUCAGUUAAAAGACGUCGAUGUUGAAAAUUGUGGAUUCAUAUGCAAGAAAUUUGACAAUUUUAAGAAUGGGUUGAAGGCAUUUUGUAACAAUGUGAUCGUUUGCUUGCCUCAAUUUCUCAUGGUGCUUGACGCUUGCCCAGAGCAGAGCAAGAUGUCGAGCGAGUAUAACGAACCGCCCAAUAUUUUUCCAGCAGAACACUCGAAUAAAAUGGUCAACGCUUAUAAGUUCGAUGAAGUCUGGGAGGAGACGAGGUUUAAAAUCAAAUUCAUAAUCACGACUGCUACAAGGCUCAGGGAUAAAAUUACCAAAUUUGAAAAACAUCAUUUAUUUGCAAGCACCCUCAUAGGGAAAAACAGUGGCGUUGAUGUUAUUAGGAGUUCUGAAUACAAAGAAUUAAUAGAUGAUAGUUAUAAAAAGCUGACAAACAUUUUAGCCGACUUGAAAACAGUUAAGGAAUCUUUUGGGCUAAAACUUGAUGAACAAACUCCCAGAAAUCCACUAGUUUCAUCAUUAGAAGGACUGAUUCAUAACUUAGAAAAGAACUUACCAUAUUUGUAUAAUGAAUACAAAAACCAAAAAUUAUUCCCACUUAAGAAUCCUGAGAAUGUAAACAGUUUUAAAAACAAAUUAGAGAAAAGCGUACAUAAAAGUUUAAUAAUUAUACAAAACCUCUAUAAAAAUUAUUCUCCUUGUGGUGAAAAUAUAGAAGAACCGGAAGAAAAAGAAGGUGAAAUGGAAGAAUUUCUUCUUAAUGGGCACAUUAAAGAUAAAAUUGUCGAUAGUCUUUUAUCAGAUGUCGAAACUUUUAAUCUUCAAAGUAUUACAGAAAGCAUAAGCGAUCUUUUUGAUGAAGUUGCUAAGAUGGUGAAUCCUGAAGAUGCUAAUGAAUGUCAACUGUUGCUGAGAAAUUGUUUACCAAUAUUCGACCAGCUUACAUCGUUGUCACAGUAUUUUUUAACACAAGAGACACUAUCUUUAAAAGUUAUGUCCAGACUACAGUCAUCCUUACUAGCUGUAUUCAUAGACUUUGGUCGAAACGGAUAUAACGUUCCGGAAGAUCUUGUGGAAGAUGGAGAAGAAGGCGAAUCGCAGGAGACAAAAGGUGGGAUGGGCCUUGGAGAAGGGGAAGGUGAAAAAGACGUAUCGGAUCAAAUUGAAAGUCAAGAUCAACUGGAAGAUGCCAAAAAACCCGGGGAGUAUGGAAAAGAAGAAGAUAAAGAUUGCAAAGAGGAAGAGAAAGGCAUAGAAAUGGAAGAAGACUUCGGUGGGAAUUUGCAAGACCUUGAAAAGAAGGAUGACGAGGAAAAGAGCGAUGAAAGUGACGGUGAUGAACCUGAUAAAGAAAUGGGUGAUACUGAACAAGGCGCUGAAACUUUAGAUAAAGAGAUUUGGGGAAGUGAUUCUGAAGAGGAGGAAGAAGAAGAAUCUAGCAAACCGAAGGAGGAAGAAGGUAACAAAGGAUCAGAACAGACCGAAAAAGAACUUGGAGCCAAGGAUAAUUCUGAUCAACAACAGCCGAAUGAAGAUACGCAAGAAAAGGAGAAUAAACGACAACAGAAGAAGGAUGAGAUUAACGAAAUGGAAGAAAAUGAAGUCGAUGAGGAACAAGUUAAUCCAUAUCAUGGAAAUUUCCCGCCUUCCCCAGAAGUAGAACCUCUUGAAUUGAGUGAUCAAGAAUCAAUGAUGGAUACUGAUGACCUCAGUGAAAAUUCAGACACUGAAGACAAAAAUCCAUUUGACAUUGAUGCAAUGAAAGAUAAAGAUAAAGAAUCUGACACAAAAGAUGAAGAAGCAGAAGAAGGUGGGGAAGAAAAUGAAGAAGAACCAGAUAAAAACGAAGAAGAAAACAUUGAAAAACCUCAUCUGAAGAAAAAUGAGGAAGAAGUACAAGAAGAAAAAGAAGAAGAAGGUGAUAAAGAUGAAAAGGCAGAUCAAGGAGAAGUAGAAGAGAAAGAAGAAAUAACGGAGGAAAAGAAUGAGGAUGAAGCUGUAGAUGUUGAUAAACCAAGUGAUGCCUUAGCAGAACCUAGCCAACAAAAAGAAACAGCAAAAGAUCAAGUGAGUGGAGACCAACAAGAGGAUCCUGAGAGCACCAGUCUGGAUCCGUUAGAGACGACAGGCAAGGAAAAAUCCGGCUCAGGCACAGCCGACAAGUCGACCAGAGAUGAUGGUGGUCACACAGGCCAUCAGGGUAGAAUGAAGAAGGAAGGGACAAAAGAAAAAGAAGAAAAGAGGCAAAGGCCGGGAGAGAGUGAGAUGGAAAGGAGCCUUGGUGAUGUAAAUGAACCUGCCCUGAAAAAAAUGAAGACGAUAGGAGUUCAGAAAGACCAAGAAGUUGAGAAUAUAGAGCCCACUGAAGAAGCCGACCUUUUCCAGCAUAUACAUCAGUCUAAAGAUACCAAACAUGACACACAAGUCAUUGAUGCAGCAACUCAGGAACAAGCUGAAAAUACGCCAGUUCCUAACAAAGACAAUGAGGAUGGGCAAGAGCCAGAAGAUGUACCAAUGGAAUUGGACGAAGAUGAAACACCAGAGGAGGAAGUUGCUCUGAAUAAAGUCGGCCCUGAAAAAAUUGGAGAUGCGCAUAAAGAAAAUAAAGAAACUAGUAAGAAAAAGGGAGAUGGCGAAGCUCUAGAAGAAGCAAGCGUACAGGUUGAAGGAGAGAUUGUACCAACGGCUCAUGUAGAACGAGGCUCGGACAGUACAUACUAUACAAGGCUCGACGAACUAAUCGUGGAAUGUAUAAUGUCAGGUGAACAUCUCCAAUCCUUACAGGGAGAGUUAGAAAACCAGCUUGCUUCUUGGAGCCAGCCUCCUGCUGGAGAAGAAGCUUUUUCUGCUUGGGAAAAACUCUGCACUGUUACAUCAUCGUUGGUUCGAGAUCUAUGCGAGCAGUUAAGACUUGUGCUAGAGCCCACAACAGCUUCGGGUCUCAAGGGUGAUUUCAGAACCGGACGGAGAAUUAACAUGAGAAAGGUUAUUCCGUACAUUGCGAGCGAAUUCCGAAAAGACAAGAUCUGGCUUAGGAGAAGCAAGCCAUCAAAAAGGGAAUAUCAGAUCGUCCUGGCAGUCGAUGAUUCUUCCAGUAUGGCUGAUAAUCAUUCAAAACAGCUUGCUUUUGAAUCAUUGGCCUUGGUCAGUAGAGCUUUGAAUCUGCUUGAAGUUGGUGAUUUGAGCGUCUUAAGUUUCGGUGAAACUGUUAAAGUUUUGCAUCAACUCGGCGAACCUUUUACAGAUCACAGUGGUGCAAGGCUACUACAACAUUUUUCAUUUGACCAAAAAAAGACAAAGAUUGGCGCAUUGGUGGAUCAUGCAGUGUCUUUAUUGAUGACAAGCUCUCGUCGUACAGAUGCUGAUAUUGCCCAGCUGCUUAUUAUAGUCUCGGAUGGCAGGGGAGUCAUGUCUGAAGGUGAAGAAUCAGUAAGAGCCAGUGUUCGCAGGGCCAAUUUACAAAGGGUCUUCAUGAUUUUUCUCAUUAUCGACAACCCAGACUCUAAAGAUUCAAUUUUAGACAUAAGACUACCCUGUUUCAAAGAUGGAAAACUUCUGGGCAUUACACCGUACAUGGACAAUUUUCCAUUUCCUUUUUAUAUAAUUUUAAGGGAUAUUUAUAAUUUACCUUCUGUUUUAAGUGAUGCGCUUCGGCAAUGGUUCGAAUUAGUCACAAAUACUAGUAAAUAGGUUGUUUAGUCGUUUCUUUUACUUAAAAAUGGUGUAUAAUAUAAUUUAUUAUAUUUU
This is a messenger RNA of Cimex lectularius (bed bug), 15917 nucleotides long. RefSeq names its product midasin. Gene Ontology annotation, molecular function: ATP hydrolysis activity; ATP binding. The transcript has 75 exons. Lineage: Eukaryota; Metazoa; Arthropoda; Insecta; Hemiptera; Cimicidae. Bases 18 to 15860 code for a protein of 5280 amino acids. The record is from RefSeq and is a predicted model, not a curated record. Gene Ontology annotation, cellular component: preribosome, large subunit precursor; nucleus. Gene Ontology annotation, biological process: ribosomal large subunit assembly; rRNA processing.